Messenger RNA from Aspergillus pseudoviridinutans, 1050 nucleotides. Its product is annotated as NAD(P)H-dependent flavin oxidoreductase. The record is from RefSeq and is a predicted model, not a curated record. The transcript has a single exon. Gene Ontology annotation, molecular function: nitronate monooxygenase activity. Bases 1 to 1050 code for a protein of 349 amino acids. NCBI's taxonomy places the organism in Eukaryota, Fungi, Ascomycota, Eurotiomycetes, Eurotiales, Aspergillaceae.
AUGACACGCGUCCAACAAAUCAAACAAUAUCUUCCCUGGGCGCAGACCCCGCUGAUUAUCAAUGCCCCCAUGAGCGGCGCGGCAACCAGCAAGCUAGCGGUUGCCGUCACUCGAGCUGGGGGACUGGGACAAAUUGGCUUCCUGGACGACAAGAGGGUGCUGAGCACGGAGCUCGAAAAGACCAAACGGCAGUUAAGUGAUAUCACCGUUCCGAACGGGACGUUACCAAUCGGAGUGGGAGUAAUUGUGUUUGGGUCCCCUGUCUCGCACUGGCUUUCCCUAUUUGCUGCCUACAAACCCGCCGUCGUUUGGCUAUCCUUCGGGGCCUCGGGAGAGUUCCAAGAGUGGACAGCAGGGCUUCGUAGAGUCUCCCCAGAUACAAAGAUCUGGGUACAGGUUGGAAGCGUUGCCGCUGCGCUUGAUACGGCCAGAGCCUGUCAACCCGAUGCUCUGGUUCUGCAGGGAAACGAUGCGGGCGGACACGGCCACGCAAGUGGAGCGAGUAUCAUAUCGCUGCUCCCAGAGGUAUGUGAUGUGCUUCACGAGCAUGGGUUGAGCCAGAUCCCAUUGAUCGCGGCCGGAGGGAUUGUCGAUGGACGCGGUGUGGCGGCAGCUAUCAUGCUUGGGGCGGCGGGGGUGGUGAUGGGCACACGAUUUCUGGCUGCGGAGGAGACGAGCUUGCCUCGUGAGUACCGGGAGGCAAUCAUAGAUGCCGUCGACGGGGGAGUGUCAACCGUGCGGUCAAGGGUCUUUGACGAGAUCUGGGGCCCGAGUCCGUGGCCGGAGUUGUAUGACGGACGGUGUCUGAGGAAUGGAUGUUAUGAUGAUGUGGCCGCGGGAAUUCCCAUUCAAGAAGUCGUUAGGCGGUUCUACUUGCGUCUAAAGGAAGGACAGGACAAGGAGCUUGACUUCAAGGAGGCAGGGAGUGUCUGGGCUGGCACAGGCGUGGGAUUGGUGAAGAAGAUUGAGGACGCGGCUACUAUUGUCUGCCGGGUACGAUUGGAGGCAGCUAGGAGGCUGGAGAAUAGUAUCUCCCUCGGUACAUUGUAG